Molecule: messenger RNA, 1620 nt
Organism: Pieris macdunnoughi
Lineage: Eukaryota; Metazoa; Arthropoda; Insecta; Lepidoptera; Pieridae
Source: the annotation of a GenBank genome assembly
AUGGAAGAUCUAUCGUCAUCUAUUAAUCAAUAUAAAACUCAGUUGUUGGUAGUCAAACAAAGCCUUCAGUCUACUAGUGAUGCAGCAGAAAGACAAUCUUUGUUGGAGUUGCAGUCAGAACUCCAGCAAUUAAUAGAUUUAACACAAGAAAGUAUAGAUGCACAGAGCCAACAGAUUUCAACAGAACCUAGAGAAGAAAAUGAUAUAGACACCAAAAAUGAGCUGGAUGAUGAAUAUGCUUUAUUUAUGAGAGAAAUGGCACAAAGUGGAGCUUUUGAAAAUGAAAAGAGUAAAGAAGCACUAAACCAAUCUGACUCAAAAAAUGAUGAUAGUGACAUAGAGGAUGAGCUGUCUUCAUUGCUUGGUAUGAAGUGUGCAGUAUAUCACACACACUCAUGGGGUGGCCACAGCUUACAUAAUGCCAUGGUUAGUUCAGUUGUUCCACGUCAAGAUGAUGAUCAAUUUGGUGAUUUGCAGGUAAGAGUAUUAUUCACACAUCCAACCCACACUGAGAUGUUGCCAUGUCCCUAUUUUUUAAAUGGUGAAUGCAAAUUUGAUGAUGAAAAAUGUAGAUAUUCUCAUGGAGCCAUAGUGCAGUUGUCAAGUUUAAAGGAAGCAAUUGAACCUCAUUAUGAUACUCUAAAAGUAGGAAGUAGGGUACUGCUUAAACUUAAACCACCUGAUACUGAGGAUGUCACAACGCCAAAGAAAUCAACUGAGAAAUAUCUCUUAUGGCAUAGAGGGGUUGUUACAAGCAUAGAUUUAGAGAAUAGAUUGUGUACUGUGAAACCAGAACAGAGAGUUAACACUGGAGAGAAAAGAAAGUCUGCUAAUGAAGAAUAUCAUGUGCAAUUUGAAGAAAUCUUUCCAUUGAGUAUUGGAGACGACAGCAGUGACUCUGAUGGCAGUAUCAGUGAUACUGAAUAUCCCGAGAGAAAAGUCACUCGCGUAGAGUCGAACUCCGCACUCAUUGUUGACAAAAGCUUGCAGAAUAACUCCCCUGCCUUAGGGGAGUGGGAGAAACAUACCAGAGGUAUAGCCUCCAAGCUGAUGCUGGCCAUGGGCUAUGUGGCAGGAAGCGGCCUGGGAGCGACCGGAGAAGGUCGCGUACAGCCGGUUGAAGCCCGUCUUUUACCUGCGGGCAAGACAUUGGACCAUUGUAUGGCUAUAUCGGAGAAGGCGCGUACGCAGGAUCCCUUAAAGGUCGAACAACGUUUAAAACGUCUACAAAAGAGGGAAGAAGAAAGAAAUAAAAGAGCAUACGAAAGAGAAAAGGAAAGAGAACGUCGUAAUGUUUUUAACUUCAUAAACAAAACGUUAGGGGAUACUACAGAAGCAAAUGAAGUACCCACAACUUCUAUAGACAUAAAACAAACUUCAAGCAAAGAUUUAAAUAUAGAACAGUUUAAACUAGAAGAAGAGAGCAGAAGAGUAGAAGGUGAAAUAAUUAAAUUGAAGAAUACACUCGGUAGAUAUCCUCCAAGUACAAACGGACACAGAAGUGUGGCUCAGCAGUUGACAGAGAAAAGUAAAGAGUUGGCUACUUUGAAAAACAAGGAACAACAAAUAGCUCGAGAACAGAAACAUCGUAAGGACAAACAGAAAAUGACUGUUUUUUAG